AUGGCUUUGUCGGAACUCUAUACGAAGUACAACAGAGUGUGGAUACCGGAUGCAGAGCAUGUCUGGAAGUCAGCAGAGAUUCUGAGAGACUUCAAACCUGGAGAUGAGGCUUUAGAACUGCAGCUUGACGAUGGCACUGAGAUGGUGUACCCCCUGGACAAAUCCAGUCCUCAGCUCCCUCACCUCCGCAACCCCGAUAUCCUGGUGGGAGAGAAUGAUCUGACAGCUCUCAGCUAUCUCCACGAGCCUGCCGUACUACACAAUCUCAAAGUGCGCUUCGUGGAGUCCAACAUUAUCUACAGCUACUGUGGAAUCAUCCUGGUGGCUGUUAACCCAUACAAGCAGCUUCACAUCUAUGGAGAUGCAGUCCUUCAGGCGUACUCUGGACAGAACAUGGGAGCUAUGGAUCCUCACAUAUUCGCUGUGGCAGAGGAGGCUUACAAACAGAUGGCCAGGAACAAUAAGAACCAGUCUGUUAUAGUGAGUGGUGAGUCUGGAGCGGGGAAGACCGUGUCUGCUAGGUAUGUCAUGAGGUACUUCGCUAUGGUCAGCAAGUCUAGCAGCAAAACACACGUGGAAGACAAAGUUCUGGCAUCCAAUCCAAUAACUGAGGCUAUUGGAAAUGCCAAGACGACCAGGAACGACAACAGCAGUCGCUUUGGGAAGUACACAGAGAUCAGCUUCGACAGGAGAUAUCAGAUCAUCGGUGCCAACAUGCGGACGUAUCUCAUGGAGAAAUCUAGAGUGGUUUCCCAGUCAGAGAACGAGAGAAACUACCACAUCUUCUACCAGAUGUGUGCCUGUGCAGAGCAGUCUGAGUUCAAGAGCCUGAGAUUGUUGAGUGCAGAUGAGUUCAGGUACACCUGCAUGGGCGGGGAGACGGGUAUCGAGGGGGUGGACGACAGGAAGGACAUGGAAGAGACACGCAGGACCUUCUCGCUGUUGGGGUUAACGGAGGACUUCCAGUCGGAUGUGUUCAAGGUGCUGGCUGGGAUUCUACACCUGGGGAAUGUGGAGAUCAGAAACGUCGGAUCAGACAGAUCAUCAGUUAGUUCCAGUGAUCAACACCUAGCUGCUUUCUGUGACCUUCUCGGGGUCAGUCCUGAUGGUGUUACCCGUUGGCUGUGUCAUCGCAGGAUAGCCAUGGUGGCUGAGACGGUGGUGAAGGCGGUGCCCAGUGAACGCGCUGUGAACUCCAGAGAUGCCCUCGCCAAGCAGAUCUAUGCCCACCUGUUCGACUGCGUCAUCCAGAAGAUCAAUGCAGCCCUGCAGGUGCCAGGGAAACAGCACUCCUUCAUAGGAGUACUGGACAUCUAUGGGUUCGAAACAUUUGAAAUCAACAGUUUUGAACAGUUUUGCAUCAACUAUGCCAAUGAGAAGCUUCAGCAACAAUUCAACUUGCACGUGUUCAAGCUGGAGCAGGACGAGUACAUGAAAGAGGAUAUUCCCUGGACUCUGAUAGACUUCUAUGAUAACCAGCCGGUCAUUGACCUGAUUGAAGCGAAGAUGGGAAUCCUGGACCUGCUGGAUGAAGAAUGUCUGUUCCCCCAGGGUACAGAUCAGAACUGGCUUCAGAAGCUGUAUAACUACCUGGUUGACAACCCUCUGUUUGAGAAGCCCAGGAUGUCCAACAAGGCCUUCAUCAUUCAACAUUUUGCUGACAAGGUAGAAUAUCAAUGCCGGGGUUUUCUAGAGAAGAACAGAGACACAUUGUAUGAAGAGCUGGUGGAUACCAUGAGAACCAGUAAGUUUCCUCUCCUGGCCAACUUCUUCCUGGAGGUGGAGCCAGAUGGGUUGGGCACUAAAGGCAUCAAAGUGAGGCCUGCACGGCCUCGGGUGAAACCAGCCAAUAAAAACACAGGACCACUGUGGGAGAGAAGGUAUGACUCCAAGCGGGUGGUCCAGCAGCUGAGGGCGUGUGGAGUCCUGGAGACCAUUCACAUCAGUGCUCAGAGCUACCCUUCCAGGUGGACAUACAUAGAGUUCUACAGCCGGUACAGUGUACUGAUGAGUCAAGAGGAGCUGGGCCUCAACCACAAGAAACUGGCCUGUAAGACAGUGCUGCAGAGGCUAAUUCAGGACUCAGAUCAGAACAAGUUUGGCCGGACCAAGAUUUUCUUCCGAGCGGGUCAGGUGGCCUACCUGGAGAAGCUUCGAUUGGACCGUCUCCGAAAGGCAUGUCUGACCAUCCAGAAGCACGUGAGGGGGUGGAGCCACAGGAGGAAGUUCCUUCGCAUGAGGGAGGCGGCUAUCGUCCUCCAACAGUACGUCCGUGGACAGCGGCAGAUAUGUAAAACGGUGACGGCUGCAGUGUUGAAGCAGGGCUGGGCUUCUGUGGUCAUUCAGAGGUACUGGAGAAGUUAUCUGACCCGACAGAUCUAUAGAAUGGUCCAUUCCUCCUCUAUCAUCAUCCAAGCCUUCACUAGAGGCUGGAUCGCCAGGAAACGCUACAAAAAGAUGGUGGAGGUGCAGAAAGCGUUGAUCUUACAGAAGUAUGCCCGGGCGUGGCUCGCCAGGAGACGCUUCCAGAGCCUGCGCCGCCUGGUACACAACGUACAGCUCUCCUACAGGUGCCAGAAGCUCGGGAAGAAACUGGAAGAUCAGGCCAAAGAGAACCGUGGGCUGUUGGAGAGGCUGACAGGUCUGGCCGGUGCUCACGCCCAAGGUCUAGACAAGCUGCGCUGUCUGGAGGCCCAGCUGGGGAAAUCAGCCACUGAGAAGGCUUCGCUAGAGGAGCGAGAGAAGAAGAGCAAGGAGGAUGCCAUGAAGACGAUAGCUCAGCUUCAAGAGGAAAAAGACAAAUUAAUCGUUGAAAGGCAGAACUUGGAAAAGAAGUGUGCAGAUUCAACAACAGAGAUGAAAGACAGAUUUGAUCAAAUCAAGACAACUCUGAAAGAAGAUUUGGAACGAGAAGAAAGAUUGAGGAAGAUUGCAGAGAACAACCUUGACCUGCAGAAGGAGGACCAUAAGAAGGAGGUGGAGGUUCUGAGGAAGGAAAACAGGAGGCUGAAGGAGGAGAUAGUUGGCCUACAGAGACAGACAGAGGAGGAGGCGCAGGUUAACACUGAUCUACAGGACCAGGUCAUACAGCUCACCAGGCACGUCAAGGUGAUACCCGAGUUACGUAAAGAUCUUCACAACCUGCAGACCCAGAGAGAUGAUCUGGGCAGGAAGAUGAAGAAUCAGUCAGAACAGGCCAGAGCCAAGAUGAGUGUGAUCACAAGACAACUUCUUUGUGGCAUGGUUGAAGAGGAGGUCAUUUCCAGGUUGACCUCCGACAGUCCAGACCAGAUCUAUGAAGUUGGGAAUUUGUCGACUGCAUUUGAUGGACUGCAGAAAGCUUGCAGAGUGCUGGAGAGACACCAGCAGGAACAGAAGGAGGGUUAUGAAAGUCAGAUGGAGGCGCUGACGUUCAAGGUGGAACACCUGCAGAACCAAAACAAUCAGCUGCAGAAACUGUUCCGGGAGAAACGUCUGUCAACGACAGCAACAGUCAAGAGGUGGCCAGGCUCAACACUGAAAACAUGGUCAUACCUGAUGACUUACAUUAAAGUGAAUGCAUACAUCUUCAGUAUGUUUGUGAUCCCUGAGGAGGUGAAGAGAGAGAAGGAGGAGGUGAAGAGGGAGAAGGUGGAGAUGGAGAGGGAGAAGGUGGAGAUGGAGGAGGUGCUCAGGAAGCAGAAGAACACAGAGAACGAGGCCAAGGCCAGAUUCAGUCAGGAGGCAUCACGACUCACUGCAGAGAACAUGGACUUUGAAGAGCAGCUCGACAUGAAGGACAGGUUGAUAAGGAAGCUGCGAAACCAAAUCAAGAGCCUUCAAACAUCCGAGGAAGCCAAUCAAACACCAGCGCCCACUAUUACCAACGAAUACCUUGGCAUGUUGGAAUACAAGAGGGAGGAUGAAGCCAAGCUCAUUCAAUACGUCAUUCUGGACCUGAAGCCCAGAGGGGUUAACAUGAUCCCCAACAUGGCUGCUCAGCUUCUCUUCAUGUGUGUCCGUCACGCUGACUACCUUAACGAUGGAGCCAAGCUCAAGUCUCUCAUGAACGCCAUCAUCUGUGGGGUUAAAAAGGUCAUCACGGAUCACCGAGAAGACUUUGAGUUGCUAUCGUUCUGGCUGUCCAACACGUAUCACAUUCUCAGCUGCCUGAAGCAGUACAGUGGAGAAGAGGAGUUUAUGAAACAGAACUCUCCGCGUCAGAAGAAAAACUGCUUGCAGAACUUUGACUUGUCUGAACACAGACAGAUCUUCAGUGAUCUGGCCAUCCGUAUCUACCACCAGUUUAUAUCUGUUAUGGAGAAGACUCUUAUACCUAUGAUCGUUCCCUGUAUGCUGGAGCACGAGAGUCUCCAGGACGUCUCUAGUAUGAAGCCUACAGGUUUCCGUAAGCGUUCCAGCAGCAUCUAUGAGGACCAGGAGGUCUGCACCAUCUACUCUCUCAUCCAGCAGCUCAGUCUGUACCACAGCACUAUGAGUCAGCACGGCAUGGAGGAGGGGCUGGUCAGACAGGCUGUGAAACAGACCUUCUUCCUGGUGGGUGCGGACACACUCAACAACAUCCUGCUACGCAAAGACAUGUGCUCCUGUAGGAAGGGCAUGCAGAUCAGGUGUAACAUCAGUCACCUGGAGGCGUGGCUAAAGGAGAAGGACCUAGUACAGGGUACCAUGGCUACUCUGAAGCCUCUGUGUCAGGCUGCCUGGCUGCUGCAGGUCAACAAGACCACUGAUGACGACAUCAAAGACAUCACAGAGCAAUGCUCAGAACUCAGCCCUGUACAGAUUGUCAAGAUUUUGAACUCUUACACGCCCAAUGAUGAUUUUGAGAAAAGGGUGGCACCAUCGUUCGUCCGCAAAAUUCAGGGCUUGCUCCAAGACCGUGAGGGGGGAUCCUCCCAGCUGAUGCUGGAUACCCAGUAUCGUUUCCAAGUCACCUUCCCCUUCACCCCGUCCUCUCAGGCCCUGGAGCUACUGGAGAUACCAUCCAGCCUCAGACUGGGCUUCCUCACCAGGAUCUAACCCCUGACCUCUGACCCAUUCACCCCGUGAAUCUCAGGCCCUGGAGCUACUGCAGAUACCAUCCAGCCUCAGACUGGGCUUCCUCACCAGGAUCUAACCUCUAACCCCUGACCUCUGACCCCUUCACCCUGUCCUCUCAGGCCCUGGAGCUACAGCAGAUACCAUCCAGCCUCAGACUGGGCUUCCUCACCAGGAUCUAACUUCUAACCCCUGACCCCUGACCCAUUCACCCCGUGAAUCUCAGGGCCUGGAGCUACUGCGGAUACCAUCCAGCCUCAGACUGGGCUUCCUCACCAGGAUCUAACCUCUAACCCCUGACCCAUUCACCCCGUGAAUCUCAGGCCCUGGAGCUACUACAGAUACCAUCCAGCCUCAGACUGGGCUUCCUCACCAGGAUCUAACCUCUAAACCCUGACCCCUUCACCCUGUCCUCUCAGGCCCUGGAGCUACUGCAGAUACCAUCCAGCCUCAGACUGGGCUUCCUCACCAGGAUCUAACCUCUAACCUCUGACCCAUUCACCCCGUGAAUCUCAGGCCCUGGAGCUACUACAGAUACCAUCCAGCCUCAGACUGGGCUUCCUCACCAGGAUCUAACCUCUAACCCCUGACCCCUUCACCCUGUCCUCUCAGGCCCUGGAGCUACUGCAGAUACCAUCCAGUCUCAGACUGGGCUUCCUCACCAGGAUCUAACCUCUAACCCCUGACCCAUUCACCCCGUGAAUCUCAGGCCCUGGAGCUACUACAGAUACCAUCCUGCCUCAGACUGGGCUUCCUCACCAGGACCUAACCUCUAACCCCUGACCCCUUCACCCUGUCCUCUCAGGCCCUGGAGCUACUGCAGAUACCAUCCAGCCUCAGACUGGGCUUCCUCACCAGGAUCUAACCUCUAACCCCUGACCCAUUCACCCCGUGAAUCUCAGGCCCUGGAGCUACUGCAGAUACCAUCCAGCCUCAGACUGGGCUUCCUCACCAGGACCUAACCUCUGACCCCUGACUAGAGAAGCGGUCCAGUAACCUAAAGGUGGCUGGUUUUUAAUCCCAGUGAUGACAGGGGAAAAGCUGUCAGAAGAGGAAGUUGCCGCUUUCUACUGGAGUCUCAGGUGGUUCCGACUGCCAUUGUGUCCUUGAGCAAGGCACUCCUAACCAAUCAGUCAAUCAAUCAAAUGUAUUUAUGAAGCUCUUUUUACAUCAGCCGAUGUCACAAAGUGCUGUACAGAAACCCAGCCUAAAACCCCCAAACAGCAAAAGCAAUGCAGAUGUAGAAGCACGGUGGCUCCAGGGACGCUGCUCUAAAAACCAACCUUUUACAAUCAUCACAGUAAUUAUGGAUCCAAAUACAGUUUGAUAGAAAUAUUAAGAUGACUCCUGACGAAUGUCCGAUGUACAGCAAAAAUGCAGAUGCUGUUGCGGAGUGAUAUUCUAAAGCUUGGUAGUAUAACGAGAAACCUUACUUUCUCGAUGACGAAUGUGAACUGUGUCGUUUUUUAAAAUAUUGUUUGUGUAAAUUGAGAAUGUGACCACUCAAUGUUAUUGAGUAUCAUGCACAGUAAAUAAAACAUGGCUUGUUUUUUGUUUUUAAGAUACUUUUUUUGGGGGGGGGGGGGGUUUAUGCCACAUAUAAGUAUUUCAUAUUUAAAGUAUAAAAUGUGCCUAAAAUUAAUUAAAUGAAUAAAAUAUUGUAUUAGUUGAUAA
Molecule: messenger RNA, 6711 nt
Organism: Oncorhynchus kisutch (coho salmon)
Lineage: Eukaryota; Metazoa; Chordata; Actinopteri; Salmoniformes; Salmonidae
Product: unconventional myosin-Vc-like
Biological process (GO): actin filament organization
Cellular component (GO): cytoplasm; actin cytoskeleton; membrane
Molecular function (GO): actin filament binding; ATP binding; microfilament motor activity
Source: RefSeq, a predicted model, not a curated record